AUGGAGCGGGGGUGCACCGCCGCGCUCGCCUGCACCUUCCGCUCCUCCUCCUCCCCCUCUCCGGUUUCCCACUGCCCGCCUCUCCUCCGCCCCCGUGGACGCCCGCCCGCGGCCGCCGGGGCUCCUCACUUCCUCCCGCCAACCGGCCGGCGCUUCAGCUACUGCAGUCAAAAUAAGUUUUUAGACACAAGCAAGGGGCUUAAGCGGUACUCAUUGAAGACAUUCAGCCCAUUUGGUCGUCCAGGGGUUAGUCUGAACGAUGCAGAUUUAGUAAAAGAUAAGAUGCUAAUUGAUUGUGGAGAAGAGCAAGACUGUGUGCUUGAUGGGAUAGUCGCCUUGGGAAAAUUUGAUGCCCUUCACAUUGGCCACCGGGAACUAGCCAUGCAUGCUUCUAAAUCAGGAAAUCCUUUUCUUCUUUCUUUUGUUGGAAUGGCUGAAGUUCUUGGCUGGGAGUAUAGGCCUCCCAUAGUUGCUCAUUGUGAUCGGAAGCGAGUCCUUUCGUCUUGGGCUCCAUAUUGUAGAAAUGUGGUGCCUCUUGAAUAUCAAGUUGAGUUUUCAAAGGUCAGAUACCUAACUCCACGCCAGUUUGUUGAGAGGUUAUCAACGGAUCUUAGAAUAAAAGGUGUUGUAGCAGGUGAAAACUACAGAUUCGGGUACAAAGCAUCUGGUGACGCAGCUGAGUUAGCGAAACUGUGUGAGGAAUUCGGUUUAAGUGCAUUUAUUGUACGGUCUGUCAUGGACACCGCAAAGGGAUCUUAUAAUGGAGCAACACCCGCCGUAAAUUCAAGCGAUAAAGGACAGGUAUCUUCUAGUCGUGUUCGCCAAGCUUUGUCGGUCGGUGACAUUGAAUACGUCUCCAAGUUACUUGGGAGGAAACACCGCCUUGUGCUAACAGUGAGUGAAUACUCCAUUAAGGAACGGAAAAACAUUAUAGUCCCGAAAUCUUGCAUGGUCAACAUGCCACCAGCCGACGGGUUCUACGAGAAUUGUGAGCUCUUCAAUGGAGGGUAUCUUGGACUAUGCAGGGUGGUCAUUAACUCAGAGACCAUUGAUAUUGAGAUGAAAGAUGAGAGCAGUUUGUCGCCAGACACUUUUCAAGAAGUUCAACAGUUAGGGAUUGAGUUCGGGUGA
Molecule: messenger RNA, 1131 nt
Organism: Triticum turgidum subsp. durum (durum wheat)
Lineage: Eukaryota; Viridiplantae; Streptophyta; Magnoliopsida; Poales; Poaceae
Source: the annotation of a GenBank genome assembly